Molecule: messenger RNA, 11699 nt
Organism: Herpailurus yagouaroundi (jaguarundi)
Lineage: Eukaryota; Metazoa; Chordata; Mammalia; Carnivora; Felidae
Gene: ATXN1
Product: ataxin 1
Exons: 7
Coding region: 1891-4308 (805 amino acids)
Biological process (GO): nervous system development; negative regulation of transcription by RNA polymerase II
Cellular component (GO): nucleus
Molecular function (GO): RNA binding; protein binding
Source: RefSeq, a predicted model, not a curated record
CUCGGCCACGUUAACUGUUGCUAAUGUGGGGUUCCGGGACAUCAAAGCCAUUCACAGUGGUGGAUGUCACAGCUGUCCUACAUUUGUUCUUUUUAUUUUUUAUUUACUUAUUUUUCCCCUGGGUAAUUAUUUUAUUUUUUUAUGAAUAUAAUUUAUUGUCAAAUUGGCUUACAUACAACACCCAGUGCCCAUCCCAACAAGUGCCCUCCUCAAUGCCUGUCACCCAUUUUCCCUCUGUUCUUUUUGAUUUGAGGUGCAGGUUUCCCAAAUUAAGCACCUUAGGAGGCAAAGAAGCAUCACCCCUAACCCCAGAGCCCACCGUAACAUUAGAAUGGAGCUGGUAGGUGCCAAGGGUUUUUUCUUAUUCACGUGCUUUUGUUUAAACCUAGCUGUGAUACUGUUCUAGGAGGCUGUAACGUGAAAUUCAGAGUUGUAAGGAAAUUUGAAGAUGGUUCACUCCAUUCCCCUGUUUUUAGAUUAAGAAAUGAAUAGCCCAGAGGGACAAUGGCUUGCUUAGCUGGGUCCAGAGCCCAGGUGCUCUGUCCCCUGAGAGCACUGCCCUGGGCUAGUCGGUCUUUAGUUUCAAAAUGUGGUAUAAAAAAUUCAUUGGCGGUUUAUUUUUAGGGUAAUCUCUCUCUCUCUCUCUCUUUCUCUUUCUCUGUGUGGUUUCUGUGUCUGGAUUUUUUUUUUUUUUUUAAUGGCGUCUUCAAACAGGAAUUUGUUUUAAGCAAGAAAAUCACAGCCUUAUUGUUUACCAGCCAUGACCUUAGACGCUGACAUUCACUCCUGUCCUGCCUGUGUUCGGAUAUCGCUAUACCCAGGAUCUUCCUUCUCCCCCACCCCCGUUUCUUCUGCUGAUUGUAGUAAAACCAAAGUUUAAAGGUGAUCCUUGUUUUUCCCCAGUUGGGCUUUUCCAGACAGUUGCUCUGGCUUCUUAAGAUCUGUUUCCCACUUAGGGAGAUUAGGUGAAAACUUGAGGAAGCAGAGCCUUGCAGUUAAAAACACAACGUCUGCUUACCACUGCACACCCUCGGGGCCGGCCUGCCUGUUCCGUCUCCUCUCCAGCCUCUCCUGCCUCCCAGGGCCCACCCGCAGGCAGUUCUCACCUCCUCCUGCCCACAUCGGAGGUCUGUGGGAGGUGGUUAGGAAGCCGGAGGACUGACGGGGAGCUCGGGGGGAGCUGGGGUAUAUUGUUUGGGUCGGCCAUGUAAGCCUUGUGCUGCUGUGUAAAUGGCCACGAUUUAGGCAUUUUCUCGGGACUUCUGCUGGGCACCAGACAACCAGAUCUCCUGCAUACUGGAGCAAAAUGAAAGAGUUUAUUCUGAGACCUCUGAUGCACUGCUUCCCCAGGCCAUGAGGAAGAAAGAGUGGACUUCAGCCUGUAUGCAUGGUCUUGAAACACGAAUGGUUGUGGGUCUAGGCAUUUUCCAGUGACUUUCUCUACUGCCACUGUUGCUACUCAGGCAGAAUCUGCGCAGAAAGAUCUGCUGGGAAAGAACUGACUGCUUAUGUUUCUCCAUUGUGAUGAAAGCACAUGUUACAGUUUUCCAAAGAAAUUAGUCCUUUUUCUUGGUGAAAAGAAACCAGCCUGCCGUUUUCAUAGGGUAUUUCUCACUCCUCUGGAAGGAAGAAAGAACACGCCUGAGCCGGGAGCACUCCAGCGUCUUGUGGGAAGUCUCCAUGGUGAAGGAUAAGCCAGGGCUACCUGUGAACAGCGCACAGUGAAUGUUAUUCCAGAGCUGCUGCGGGCCGAUCGCACCCACGGGGAGAUGAUUCCUCAUGAAGAGCCUGGAUCCCCUACAGAAAUCAAAUGUGACUUUCCAUGUAUCAGACUAAAACCAGAGCCAGCCAGACAGUGAAACAGUCACCGUGGAGGGGGGACGGCGAAAAAUGAAAUCCAACCAAGAGCGGAGCAACGAAUGCCUGCCUCCCAAGAAGCGCGAGAUCCCCGCCACCAGCCGGCCUUCGGAGGAGAAGGCCGCCGCGGCGCCCAGCGACAACCACCGGGCGGAGGCCGUGGCAUGGCUCCCCGGCAACCCGGGGGGCCGCGGCCACGGGGGCGGCAGGCACGGCCCGGCGGGGGCCCCGGUGGAGCUGGGUUUACAGCAGGGAAUAGGUUUACACAAAGCGCUGUCCGCGGGGCUGGACUACUCCCCGCCCAGCGCGCCCAGGUCCGUGCCGGCGACCACCACGCUGCCCGCCGCGUACCCUCCCCCGCAGUCGGGGACGCCGGUGUCCCCCGUGCAGUACGCUCACCUGCCGCACACUUUCCAGUUCAUCGGGUCCUCCCAGUACAGCGGGCCCUACGCCGGGUUCAUCCCUUCGCAGCUGAUCUCCCCAACAGCCAGCCCCGUCACCAGUGCCGUGGCCUCGGCCGCGGGGGCCACCACUCCAUCCCAGCGCUCCCAGCUGGAAGCCUAUUCCACCCUGCUGGCCAACAUGGGCAGUCUGAGCCAAGCCUCGGGACACAAGGCUGAGCAGCAGCACCUGGGCAGGACGUCGGGGCUCGGCCCCCCGGGGUCCCCCCCUCCCACCCAGCAAAACCAGUACGUGCACAUCUCCAGCUCUCCGCAGAGCGCCGGGCGCACGGCGUCCCCUCCGGCCAUCCCCGUCCACCUGCACCCGCACCAGACGAUGAUCCCACACACGCUCACCCUGGGGCCCUCCCCCCAGGUCGUAGUGCAAUACACCGACUCCGGCGGCCACUUCGUCCCGCGGGAGGCCGCCAAGAAAGCCGACAGCGGCAGGCUGCAGGCCAUGCAGGCCAAGGAGCUCCUGAACGGCGAGAUGGAGAAGGGCCGCAGGUACGGGGCCCCGAGCUCCGCCGACCUGGGCCUGGUGAAGGCCGGGAAGUCGCUUCCUCACCCGUACGAGUCCAGGCACGUGGUGGUGCACCCGAGCGCCGCGGACUACGGCGGUCGGGACUCCUCGGGGGUCCGGGCCUCUGUGAUGGUCCUGCCCACCAGCAGCGCGCCCGCCGCCGACCUGGAGGUGCAGCCGGUCACGCACCGGGAGGCCUCGCCCUCCACCCUCAACGACAAAAGCGGCCUGCAUCUAGGGAAGCCCGGGCACCGGUCCUACGCGCUGUCGCCCCAACAGGCCCUGGGCCCCGAAGGCGUGAAGGCCGCCGCCGUCGCCACGCUGUCCCCCCACACGGUCAUCCAGACCACACACAGCGCCUCGGAGCCACUCCCGGUCGGACUGCCGGCCACCGCCUUCUACGCGGGGACCCAAGCGCCGGUCAUCGGCUACCUGAGCAGCCAGCAGCAGGCGAUCACGUACGCCGGCAGCCUGCCCCAGCACCUGGUGAUCCCCGGCACGCAGCCCCUGCUCAUCCCGGUCGGCGGCGCCGACGUGGAGGGCUCGGGAGCCGCCCCCGCCAUCGCCACGUCGUCGCCCCAGUUUGCGGCAGUGCCUCACACGUUCGUCACCACCGCCCUCCCCAAGAACGAGAACUUCAGCCCGGAGGCCCUGGCCACGCAGGCCGCCUACCCAGCCAUGGUGCAGGCCCAGAUCCACCUGCCCGUGGUGCAGUCCGUGGCGUCCCCCGCCGCCGCGCCCCCCACGCUGCCCCCCUACUUCAUGAAAGGCUCCAUCAUCCAGUUGGCCAACGGGGAGCUGAAGAAGGUGGAGGACUUGAAGACGGAAGACUUCAUCCAGAGCGCCGAGAUCAGCAGCGACCUGAAGAUCGACUCCAGCACCGUGGAGAGGAUCGAGGACAGCCACCACCCAGGCGUGGCGGUGAUACAGUUUGCCGUCGGGGAGCACCGAGCACAGGUCAGCGUGGAGGUUUUGGUAGAGUACCCUUUUUUUGUGUUUGGACAGGGAUGGUCAUCCUGCUGUCCAGAGAGAACCAGCCAGCUCUUUGAUCUGCCGUGUUCCAAACUCUCUGUUGGGGAUGUCUGCAUCUCACUGACCCUCAAGAACCUGAAGAACGGCUCUGUUAAAAAGGGCCCGCCCGUGGAUCCGGCCAGCGUCCUGCUGAAGCAUUCAAAGACGGACAGCCUGGCGGGCAGCAGACACAGGUACACGGAGCAGGAGAACGGCAUCAACCAGGGAAGCGCCCCGAUGCUGUCCGAGAACGGCGAACUCAAGUUUCCAGAAAAAAUAGCAUUGCCUGCAGCGUCCCUGCUCACCAAAAUCGAACCCAGCAAGCCCACGGCAACCAGGAAGAGGAGGUGGUCGGCGCCGGAGACCCGCAAACUGGAGAAGUCGGAAGACGAGCCACCUUUGACUCUUCCUAAACCUUCUCUAAUCCCUCAGGAGGUUAAGAUUUGCAUCGAAGGCCGGUCUAACGUAGGCAAGUAGAGGCAGCGUGGGGAAAGGAAAUUCGGCUCUCCCUUAUUUGUAUCCAGAUUACUGUACUGUAGGCUAAAUAACACAGUAUUUACAUGUUACCCUCUUUAGGUUUCUGUUAUAACCUUGUCAUUAGAGUUACAGCUGGUGUUGCAGCAGGAGACCGGGGCACAUGCUUUUCCAGGAGUGACAGCGGCAGGUGGGGGGGAGGGGGGAAGGGCAGGGCCCGCGCAGGCUCCGGGCGUCCUGGGAGAAAGGAACGUGGCUUCCGAGCACCUGCCUUUUCCAGCUGCAGGGAAGCCGCGGCCCGGGCGCUGACUUCCGCCGGUUUCCUGUGCAGGUUCUGCGGGCAGGGAGCUGCCGGGGAGGGGAGGAAGGGGGCGUGUGGGCGUGCACUUGGGGGGCGCGGGUGCAAGGCGGGGGUGGAGGGUGUCUCCUUCCCUCUGCCUCCCUCUGCCUCCCUCUCUCUGGCACUGGCCUGGAGGUCCCGCCAGCAGGGCAGGGUCCUGGCGAGGGCCUCACGUGCAAAGCAAACAUCAGGAACCCGGGUGCAGGGCCUGCUAGAGAGGCGUCCGACAGCAGACGGAAAGCCAACCGUGUAAAAGGACCUUUUUUUUUUUUCCCCUCCAACAUAUUUUACAAUAAAAGCAACUUUUAAUCCUAUAGAGAUAUAUUUCCCCCUAUGGGGCCUGACUGCACUGAUAUUUUUUUAGAGCAACUGCCACACGUGGGAUUUCGUUUCUGCUUUACCAAGUGCAGUGAUGUCGCCCGGGUGUCACGGUGGGCAGCGCAGCUUGGCGCUCCGCGCGGCGGGGGGCGGGGGCGGGGGCGGGGGCGGGGCGCUGCGGGGGAGCGGACCGCCCACUCUGGAUUCUGUGCAGUGUUAGGAAAACCAAUCAGGUUAUCACAUUGACUUCGCUCAAACCGCCCUGCCGAGAGCCGCGGAAGCGCUCCUCAUUGGGUUUGCAAAAUCUGGUCUUUUAACUCUAGUACUGUUUAUAGUUCAUGACUAUGGACAACUCGGGUGCCACGGGUGCCACUUUUUUUCAGAUUCCAGUGUGACGUGAGGAAUUAGAUUUUGAAGAUGAACAUAUAUAUAUUACUAUCUCUAAGCACUUAAAAUGCUGUUCACACUUUAUUACCAAGCAUCUUGGUCUAUCAUUCAACAAGUACUGUAUCUCCCUUUAAACUCUUUGGGAAGAAAAAAACAAAACAAAACAAAAAAAAUAUAUAAGUUGCUUUCUUUUUUUUUUUUUUUUUUUUCAACACUGUAACUACAUUUCAGGUCUGCAGAGUUUCUCACGAGCAAGAUAUUGGAAGUUUCAAUGUGGUUUAAAGGGAUGAAUGUGAAUUAUGAGCUAGUAUGUGACAAUGAAUGACCCCCAAGUACAGCCUGACAGGAUGUACUUUUCACUUUGAUGUUUGAGAAAGAAGUAAAGGCAUAUAUGCAGAGCUGGCAGAGAAACUGAGAGAAAAGGUAUGGAAAAAAGAAUACUCAUUUUUGUCCAGUGUUUUUCUUUGUAAGAUGAACUUUUAAAAAACCUUGCGAUUUGCACAUCUUGAGUUUAUAAUUUGUGUGAUAUUCCUGCAGUUUUUAUCCAAUAACAUUGUGGGAAAGGUUUGAGGGACUGAACGAGCAUAAAUAAAUGUAGCAAAAUUACUUUCUAACCUGCCUAAACUCUAGGCCAUUUUAUAAGGUUAUGUUCCUUUCAGAAUUCAUUUUGGUCUUUCUACAUCUGUCACAAAAAAAAAAAAAAAAACCAAAAAAACAAAAAAAACCACAAAAAAACAAAAACAAAAAAAAACAGGUCUUAGCAGGACAACUCUGAGAAUUUUCUUCAGACUCAUUGAGAGAGUUUUCCAUAAAGACAUUUAUAUAUGUGAGCAAGUUUUUUUAAAUUACUUUAUUGUUGUUAUUAAUGUUAUUUUCAGAAUGACUUUUUUUUUUUUCCAUCUGAAAUCAAAUCGAGAUUCAAUGUUUGGUACAAACCCAGAAAGGGUAUUUCACAGUUUAAGCCUUUCAUCCCCAGAGACCUGAAAUAUUGUUUGUGGGUUUUGGGCGUGUGUCUUAAAGUGCUUUAAAAAAAUUACAAUAAUAAGGUUUUAUAAGUAAUGAGAAAUUUUUAAAUAUUCUCACUUGGAGUGGCUGCAACUUAUCUGAACAAAUACUUCAUCAGAUUUUUCUUUUACUGCUGAAAGUAGUACUUCUUCCAUUUUGCAAAUUAAAAAAAUAAUUUCUAAUAUCAACCCACAUUUUGGCCAUCUAGUAUCUCAUUACAUUUAGCUCUUACAAGAACUUAAUGAUAUUUAUAAACCAUUUUCUGGGGUGUACCAAAAACAUUUGCAUAGGUUUAGAAUAGCUAGAACUUUCUUUGGAUUUCAUUAUCCUCUCAGCAUGCUAGCAGAGAGCUGGGCGAGCCCAUUCUUGCGGUCAUACUGCUUGUUUAGAGCUGGUUUUUGUUUUUGUUUUUGUUUUUAAAGUUUCUGCUCAGAGACCUUGCUUAAUCUUCCAUAUAUUCUGCUCAGGGCACUUGCGAUUUUAGGUUUUGUUUUUCUUUUUGUUUUGUAACCUUUAAUGGUAAGAGGAAUAUGGGGCUGCCAUAUACACUUCGUCCUCCUCAAUACCACUAUUCACAGAAACUCACGCGGACGCAGAAACACACAUCACCACCUUUCGACUCAACUUCCAGUAUUGUGCUAACUGGAUCCUCAACACCAACACUAAAAAUGGGAAAACAUACACGGUUCGGAGCAAUAGGAACAUCAUCGUAAUUUUUGUGCUUCUAUUUCAGGUAUAGGAAUUCUUAAAUAAUUGGUUCUUUCUAAACAUCAUCCCAUUUCACGCUCUUGCUUUUUUAGUGUGUGCAACACUUCCCGUGCCAACAGGUCCGACCAGUGUGCUCUAGGUAAAGCUCAUUCCCCAUCCGGCCCGUCUUCCCCAUUCUGGCCAGAGAAGGGCUGGAGGGAAGGAACCGGGAAGGAGAGCAGCUCCCUCCGUGAGCUCCCCACCACGGAUGCUGAGUGCUGGGGAGGGGAGCUUUCAGGAGCCCCAUAUGUAUGUCACCCUGUUGCAGCAAAAGCCAAUAAAGGAAGGCUAGGGGACCAGCUUGAGUCCCUCUGUCACCAUGAAGAAUAGUGAAUGUGCAGUGUGGGGAGGAAGCAGGUAGAUUCAUUUCUAAGGCACACCGUGGAGCAAAGAGAACCAAGAUCCACCCAUUCUCCAAGGUGUUUUCCAGAGCAGGUGGGUCCCUCCUCGGGUCUGUGUCCUGGAGACUUUGAGCUGUGCCUCAGAGCACGGGUGGGAAGCGUGGCCCGAUGUGUGCGUAUGCGCUCUGAACAUGCAGCCAGUGGCCGUGGAGGGGCCCCUUUGAACAAUGGUCACCACUCCUUAGUGGCAGCUUUCCCUUCAAAUAGGAAGAACAUCCCAAGGACAGGGAACCUCCUCUUGUUGGCAGACAUUGGCCAGCUCCUGUGUAGCAAACAUGACAAUGAGAAGCAUAGAAAUUCUUCAGUGCCGUGCAGCUCACAAGGACCAGCCGUGUGCCUCUGUACUAUGUCCGCUUGGCAAUAUCUACUGACAACCAUCUUCUGUUCUUUCUUUCCUGUUUUCCAUUUCUAAACUAAUAACAGCAGGCCUUUUGCGUUUACAGUGGAACACAAUCACCAAGAAAUCAGUCAGGGCGAAAAGAAAAAAAAAAAAAAAGAAACCAACAAUCAAGAACCUCUCUUUCUAGGGAUUUCUAAAUACAUUAAAGGACUGUUCCUUAGAAUGUUUAACGUAAGAAUUAUUUCAGUUUGUUUGGGCCACAUUGCGGGGGCGGGGGGAGAUACAAAGAUGGAUGCCACUUACCUCAAACCUUUUAAAGUGGAAAUCCAAAUUGCAUUUUUGUUUGGACUUUCAGAAUCAUUUUCGAUGUCGGUCAAUUUUUUGUUUUGUUUUGUUUUGCCCAACUCAACCCAGUUGGGUGUGGGAGGAUUGAAUUUUUUUUUUUUUUUUCGUUGCUGUGGAUCCCAUUUCUAAGUCUGAAUUGUGACCCGCUAUGUUUUCUGUUAGGUGAGUGUGUUGGGUUUUCCCCCCACCAGGAAGUGGCAGCACCCCCUUUUCCCCUACAAGGAACUCUGCGGAACCUUUCUCACCUCUUACUCAGGGACGGGGCUGGUGUGUGUGUGGUACACUGACGUGUCCAGAAGCAGCACUUUGCUGUGGAGGAGGCUUGUACAAUUUCAAGGAAUGUUUGGAUUUCCUGCAUCUUGUGGAUUACUCCUUAGAUACUGCAUAGAUUGCAAUAUAAUGCUGCAUGUUCAAGAUGAACAGUAGCUCCUAGUAAUCAUACAAUUUACUCUUUGCACAUAGUUUGAUCUUUACUGAAAUGUGUUGCCAAAAUUUAUUUUUGUUGUUGUAGCUUUGGAAUUUUUUUUUUUGUCUGUUUUUUAAGGAAACAAUUGACAAUACCCUUUAACAUCUGUGACUACUAAGGAAACCUAUUUCUUUCAUAGAGGAAAAAAAAAUCUCAAAAUGCUUUUGAAGACACUAAUGCCAUGUAUUUCAGAUGUGGGAGAAACAGCAGAGUUCUUGGACAGGAGGCCAGGCUUUGUGAGCCGUGUUGGUUGUCAUGGCUACUGUUUCGUGAACCGCACGCAGCUCAACAAACUGGUCUGUUCUCUCCCAGAACCCUUUGCAUUUCUAUUUCCUAGUCACCCAUGAUGAUUCCAGGUGGAAGAAGGGCCCGCAGUCUCGUGGCCCAAUCCGGCGCCUUCAGCGGUGAUAUAAAAGGAAAGGAAAUUACGCUUUUUAUUUUUUAAAGUGGAGUGGGGGCCUUUGCUUCCACCUUUGUGUUUUUAACCCAGAUUUUCUGAAAUAGAGAAUUUAGGAACACAUCAAGUAAUAACUAUACAGAAAAUAUACUUUUUUAUAAAGCACAUGCCUAUGCUAUUGUGUUGGGUUGGUUUCCUCUCUUUUCCACGGACAGUGUUGUGUUUCUGUUGAUAGGGAAACUCCAAAGAAUUUGCACACCUCCACUCCGGAGCUGAGAUUUCUUUUACAUAGAUGACCUCGCUUCAAAUACGUUACCUUACGGAUAGGAUCUUUUCUUGUAGCACUAUACCUUGUGGGAAUUUUUUUCUUUCUCUCUCUCUCUCUCUCUCUCUCUCUCUUUUUUUUAAAUGUACACCUAAUUUGAGAAGCUGAAGAAGAAAAAAUUUUGAAGCACUCACUUUGAGGAGUACAGGUAAUGUUUUCAAAAAUUGCACAAAAGAAAAAUGAAUGUCGAAAUGAUUCAUUCAGUGUUCGAAAGACAUGGAUCUGUUGAAACAAUGAGUUUCAUACCUUGUUUGUAAAAACAGAAAAAAAGCAUAAAGGUUGAAAGUUACAUGUUUUUUUUUUUUUUUUGUUUUUUUUUUUUUUUUGGUUUUUUUGUAUAUAGAAAUUUGUCAUGUCUAAAAUUAUCAGACUUGUGUGGUUAUGGCCUGGAAGAAUUACUAGGUAAAAGGCUCUUAAACUAUACCUACGCUUCCUUUAUGUUUUUGUUACAUAGAGCCCUCUUCGGAGGGAGGGCAACUCUGUAUUCUGAAAUUUGAGAAUACUGUUCAUUCCUGUGCUGAAAGUACUUCUCUGAGCUCCUUUCUUGGUUUAAACUCUCAAGCCAUUGCAACUCCUUUUUCUUCAGAGAUCUUGUUUCACAUUGUCAGCACUUCCUGUUUCAAUAAACCCAAAGAAUAUAAUCCUGAACAAGAAGUGUUUGUAACAAGGGAUCCUAGCUACCAGUAAAACAGAACUCAUUAUGAGGACAAAAAAAAAAAAAAAAAAAAAAAAAAAAAAAAAAAAGAAAAUUGCACCUUUUUUUCUCCCCCCCCCCCCCCCCGCACCUCAUUUAAAUGGGGGGUAUAAACAAGAAUUUCAAUUGCAAUGCUUCAUUUUACUUUAAUUUUGGGGUUUUUUUCUUUCAUCUUAAGGCCAAAAUACCCAGUAAAACACGGAACAACUUCUCAGAAGAGUCCUAUUCUGUCCCAGACACAAAGCAGCCAGCAGAAACUGGACAGCUGUGGGGACAUUGAACAAACCCACCUACAGUUCUUAAAUUCAGAAUCUCAGCCCCUCCCUUACCAUUCAAUGCAACGUUUCUGGUAGCUGACAUUCACCUGUACGAUGGCGGGAGGGAACAGUGGCUUCAGUUUUUCACGUCCUUCGUGACUUGCGUACAAAUGGUUCAGCUGUAUUAAGAUUAAGUGCAUUUGGCCAAUAGGUAGAAUCGACACAGCAACAGUCUCUAAGAAUUUCCGUCACUUUUCUUAUCCGAAAGGACUCGAGUCUUCCACUGCAGAUAAUCGAAGACUUCACCCAAGUUUUCUUCCCCUUUAGUUUUGUUUGUUUGCUGUCUGGAUGGCCAACGAGCCGGUCUCCUUUUCCAUGGCCAGUCUGAAGGUUUGCGUUGGAAGUGCUGCUUACAGCAUUCCUUGCCGGGCUAAUAUACCGUCCUCCGGGAAUAUCAAGUCUGACGUGACUGACGCUGGCUUAGAGCUGUGUCUUUACACGGCCGUUAUCAAGAAGCUGGGCGUGUACGUUUCCUCUGGUUCUUCCAGAAACCACUGCUCUUAUUAUCUGGUCCAGGAAUGGGGUCAACUGUUCAGUCCGUGAGCAUUUAGGUUGACACCUAUACAUUCGGUCCCGCGAAUACUGCCCUUUUGGGGUGGUUUCUUCCAGCUCGGUGUUCACCUGUAAACCCAUUUAGGGUCAAGUGAAUGGAGGUCUCGGGAGAGCCCUGCCAGUAUUCGUGGUGGCCUUGGUUUAAGACAGUCCUAACUUCUGGCCAGUGGGGCCCUGGCCCCAGAGCCAUCUCUGAGAUUCGUAUCACUGUUUUACUAUCAGAUCAUUACCCACCAAACUUCCAAUCGUAUGCCUCCCACCGGCCAAGGGAAAAGAGACACCAGAACUUUGGGGCAAUAUCAGACUGACACGGCCAGUACAGAGGAGAACUAGGGAAGGAAUGUUUUGCACCUUACUGAAAAGAAAACUUUUAAGUGCAUACAUAGUUAAGAGCUUUUAUUGUGACAGAACUUUUUUCCAUAUGCGUGCAUACUCUCUGUAAUUCCAGUGUAAAAUAUUGUACUUGCACUAGCUUUUUUAAAACAAAUAUUAAAAAAAAAAUGGAAGAAUUCAUAUUCUAUUUUCUAAUCGUGGUGUGUCUAUUUGUAGGAUACACUCGAGUCUGUUUAUUGAAUUUUAUGGUCCCUUUCUUUGAUGGUGCUUGCAGGUUUUCUAGGUAGAAAUUAUUUCAUUAUUAUAAGAAAACAAUGUUUGAUUCAAAAUUUGAACAAAAUUGUUUUAAACAAAUUGUCUGUAUACCAGUACAAGUUUAUUGUUUCAGUAUACUCGUACUAAUAAAAAUAACAGUGCCAAUUGCAAA